GGGUAGUGGGGAUGGAAAUGAAGGUACAUACUCUGCUUCCAAUGGAUCCCAGGCACCAGGGGCAGGGUACACAUAGAGAGGGACGAAGAUGUUAGCUUUAGGGCCCAUGCUGUUCUUCUUGCGUAGGGUGACCACGACUGCCGGAGGUAUAACGACCGCGAGAAUGGCAAUAAAAACAAAGACCCCCAAAAUGAUUCGAGAACGUCGGCUUUGCAGACAACGACGACCGCUCACGUGUUUGUCUAGCCCCAUCGUUGCCAGGUUAGGGAGGCAAUUUAACGCAAAUGCCUUAGUCUGCAACGCAGGAGAACAAGAGAGUGGAUUGCUGAGUACUAAAUCCAGGCGCCGGAAGACUAAGAAAUAAGUAGUCAGGUCUCGAAACCUAGCGUUCGGCCUUUUGCCUUAGUGGUGGACCUCCUGGUGAACCAGAAAAAUACACGCCGGCGGGCCCAAAAUAGAGCGGGG
This is a messenger RNA of Aspergillus pseudonomiae, 465 nucleotides long. RefSeq lists its product as uncharacterized. Lineage: Eukaryota; Fungi; Ascomycota; Eurotiomycetes; Eurotiales; Aspergillaceae. The record is from RefSeq and is a predicted model, not a curated record. Bases 89 to 364 code for a protein of 91 amino acids. The transcript has a single exon.